Messenger RNA from Phlebotomus papatasi, 2301 nucleotides. RefSeq names its product lipoamide acyltransferase component of branched-chain alpha-keto acid dehydrogenase complex, mitochondrial (gene Dbct). NCBI's taxonomy places the organism in Eukaryota, Metazoa, Arthropoda, Insecta, Diptera, Psychodidae. The transcript has 4 exons. The coding region runs from base 680 to 2074 and encodes 464 amino acids. The record is from RefSeq and is a predicted model, not a curated record. Gene Ontology annotation, molecular function: lipoic acid binding; acetyltransferase activity. Gene Ontology annotation, cellular component: mitochondrion; cytoplasm.
CUUUCAGUAGAGUGGUCAGCCGGGUAGAUUUUUUUGCAUUCUAGCAGUUUUUGCAGUCGUUGAAAUUUUAAUUAUUAAUGAAACAGGUAGAUUUUUAGCUUGAUUCUCUCAAUUUUUCCGUGGUAAUCUAACAAGAAACUUUGCAAAAUAGAAAGAAUAAUACUUAAGGAACUUUUCUCAGUGGCUGUGGAAACAAUUCAAUUAAUCUUUUAGUGAAAAACUGAACUAUUUGAAAGUGAAAAUUUAUAAUUUUGCGGGCUUUUUUCUCUGAGUUCCCUGAUCAUUUGGGGCAGAUACUGUGAGACUGGGCCAGCAGGUCAAGGCCACAAGCCCAAAAAGAGAAGCUACUGAUCGAGUGAGGUGAUCUAGAUGGAUAUUUGGGAGAAAGUGUUUGUGCUUUGAGCUUCCCGGAGGGGUCAACCUACUCGAAGAUAAGCGGCCAGGAAGGCCAACCCAUGAACUCAGAAGGGGAGGACGUGAGUGGCAUGUUUAUCUGUUGGAUUUGCCUCCCGUGCCCGUGAUUCUUAUCACUGGAGUUGACGUCUGUAAUCGCCAAACUCGUGGCUCUCGGAAUUUUAUUUAUUGAGAGACUUCUGCCGAUGCUCCCCGAUUGUCCGUCAACUGGCUUCGUUCUCGUCAGUUCUGUCGUCGAUCGCGGCCACAUAGCACAUGCUCCACAAUGGCAUUCUGUCUUCGGAGUCACUCUGGGCUGAUCUUCAGGAGAAUCCUCUCUCAAAAAUGUGGCAAACCCAUCGAUUUCCACAGAAUCCAGCAACUGAGAUGCCUGUCCACGACUUUCCAGCUCAACAAAGUGGUCUCGUUCAAUCUGUCGGACAUUGGAGAGGGAAUCCGCGAAGUCAGCGUGAAGGAAUGGUUCAUUAAGGUUGGCGAUACCGUUGAGCAGUUCGACAAUCUCUGCGAAGUGCAGAGUGACAAAGCCUCAGUCACCAUCACAAGUCGCUACGAUGGGAAGAUCGUGAAGAUCUACCACAAAAUCGAUGAUAUUGCCCUGGUGGGUCAACCUCUCGUGGACAUUGACGUUGCCGAUGACGACGAGGCGCCAAAGAAAGCAGAAGAUGAUCCUGAGAAGUACAGUGACAGCAGUUCGUCAGACGAGGAAGAAGCCAAGGGAACUCCCUGUCCGGCAGCUGAAGAUGCUCGAAAGAAAGUCCUCACAACUCCGGCUGUCCGUCGGCUGGCCAUGGAAAACAAGCUGGAUCUGACCAAGGUGAAGCCGACUGGGAGAUUCGGAAGGAUUCUCAAGGGAGAUGUCCUUGAGCAUCUCAAUUUAAUUCCCGCGGGGACAGUUAAGCCUCAUCCUACGCUCCUUCAGACCCAGACUCAACAGACGCCAGUCGCGGUGCCGAGAGCUGUGACUGAGGAUCGUGUGGAGGUGCUCAAGGGAGUCCGGAAGGUUAUGCUGAAGUCCAUGACGGAAGCUCUGAAGAUUCCCCAUUUUGCCUACAGUGACGAGAUUAACAUGUCAAAGCUGAUGGCUGUGCGGGAGGAACUGAAGGGAGAUGCUCUGGAGAGGGGUGUUAAACUGACGUACAUGCCCUUCUUCAUCAAAGCUGCCAGCAGAGCCCUCCUUAAGUAUCCGAUUCUCAACAGCAGCCUGGAUGAGGCCAAUGAGAGCGUCAUCUACAAAGCAGCUCACAAUAUCAGCGUCGCUAUGGACACUCCUCAGGGACUCGUGGUGCCCAAUGUCAAGCAUUGCGAACAGAAGAGUCUCCUGGACAUCGCCAGGGUCCUCAAUGAGCUCCAGGAAAGAGGACAGAAGGGAACUCUGCGUCCGGAAGAUUUUACCGAUGGAACAUUUUCGCUGUCUAACAUCGGAAUUAUUGGCGGAACGUACACGCAUCCGUGCAUCAUGAGUCCCCAGGUGGCUAUUGGGGCCAUGGGCAGGACCAAAGUGGUGCCGCGCUUUGGGGACAAUGACCAAAUCAUCAAGGCUUUUGUGAUGAGCGUCAGCUGGUCGGCGGAUCAUCGUGUGAUUGACGGGGUCACGAUGGCAAGUUUCUCGAAUCUGUGGAAGAAGUAUCUGGAGAAUCCCAACCUCUUCCUGCUCGACUGAGAGUGACAGCAAGUCCGGAGAAGAUGAAAAGACGCCCCGAGGAAAUUAUUGCAUUUAUCUUGUACAAAGAAAAAAAAAAGAAACGGCAAAAGCGUCGCUGCAUUUAAAUUUUGUUCUUCCUAUUUUUAGUCAAAAAAAAAGCUUUUUCCUUAGAUGAAGACUUGGAAGUUCGUGAGACUUGUUAAAUUUUUAUGCUGUUGGCAUUUGGAGGGUUUUUCUCCAUUUGA